UUGUCUGGUUGCAUGUAGUUUUAUAUCAGCAUUCAUUGGUUGCUCUUAUGGUAUCUAAAGUUUAGUUUAGUUCACUUUAUCUACAGAGUUAGUUGUGAUUUAUCAUUUUAAAAGACGAUUCAAGAUAACGAUACAAACAAACAAUUUUAUCUUAAAUCACUAAAACUAUUUAGGUAUAAUAGUAUUCACCUACUUCAAUUGAUUAAAUGAAAAUCCGCGUAGUUGUUACGAUAAAAUUGAUCGUAAUUAACCAGAUUUGCGCAGUGUUUUAGUAACUUUUCGACGGACUAAAACAAAGUGAAGCUUUUGAGAAGAGAAACUAAUUUUCUAAUAAUCGAAUUAAACUCAUUUGAUUUCAUCGCUUAAAACAUUGUUCAAAGAAAAUAUUUCGCAAAAAAAAGUUGAAAUAAAAUUUACAAAAUAAAAAAUGGCUGAAUCAGAUUUAUCAGACAUUCCAACCGAUGCAAUUCGCGCAGCCCUCCAUGAAACCAUCGAAAAGAAAUUAAAGUCGAAAAAUUAUAAAACUGUUGUGAGUUCUGCGUCAAAGGCCGGGGAAAGUAACUUUGUUGGCAUCGUUCACCGAGUAUCAUUUAACAAAAAUGAUGAAGAAAAACAGGAAAAGUUGAUUCUUAAAGUCGCACCGCAGAAUGAGACACGUCGAGAUCAAUUCAAUUCUCGGGCGUUAUUUUUGCAGGAAAUCAACAUGUACGACAAGAUCUUGCCGUUUCUUAAAGAGUUUGAACAAUCGAAGGGUGUUGUUAUUGAAGAAGAUGGUUUUGUUGAAUAUCCAAAGUGUUAUCGAACUAUUGACGAGGCGCCAAGUGAAAGUCUCUUUCUUGAAGAUCUAAGCGUUCGAGAUUUCGCUAUAAUUGAUCGAUACACCCAAGAAGUUACCGCUGAUCACGUAUACUUGUUCAUGAAAGCGUUGGGCAAGUUACACGCUAUUUCAUUCGCAUUGAAAGAUCAACAGCCAGAGAAAUUCAAGGAACUUGCAUCGAGUUUAAAAGAGAUGUUUUUGCGUGCAAACGAAGAAUUUAUCGGAGAAUUCUUUGAUAAUCAAGCUGAGAGCAUAUUCAAAGUGUUGGAUAACGCAGAAGAUGCACAUUUAUUGGCGAAAAUGAAGAAAGUCUUUGAAAAUGGUGCAUUUAAAACUGCUCUUGAAUGUCUUGAUUUAGAUGGUACCGAUCCGGGUUCGGUGAUUUCUCAUGGAGACUCGUGGCAGAAUAAUUUGAUGUUUCGAUAUGAUGAAAAUGGAAAACCAAUUGAAAUCUGCCUCUUGGAUUUGCAGGUAUCACGCUAUUCGUCGCCAAUCAUUGAUAUUGUUUACUUUAUAUUUUGUUGCACUACAAAAGAACUUCGAGACGCGCAUUACGAUGACUUCCUGAAAGCUUAUCAUGAAAGCUUAUCGGCGCACAUUCGAAGAUUGGGCUCUGAUCCGGAAAAAUUGUUCCCAUUUGCAGUGAUGCUAGAGCAUUUCCGCAAAUACGCAAAAUUUGGAUUGGUUCUAUCGACAGUACUGCUUCCAAUGAUAACAACAGACCGAGGAAAUGGAUUGGAUCUCGAUGAACUCGCUGUCAAAUUUGAAAAGAACAAAGAGAACAAUUUCGAAAACAAAGAAGAUUUGGAUGCAUUUAAUUCGUUCAUUUCAGACAAUUCACGAAUUAAAUUCAACAAACGUUUGAGAGAUGUUGUUAUCGAUAUGGUUCGAUUGGGAUAUGUCUGAAUGUUUGAAGCAACAAUGAAAUAUUCACACAGUAUCAAUACGAUGAGAUGACUAAAAAAAUUAAAAUCAUCAUUAUUUAUGUACACAAGAGUUUAUACAUACAAUUCAAAUAAAUGUAAUCGAAAAAAAAAUGUUGACUUGAAUUUUGUCAUUCUUACUCAUGGUUGCUUCAGAAAUCGUCCGGAAAAAUCAAAAAAUCGUCCAAAAAAUAUUAUAAAAAAUCCGAAAUUUUUGGCCGAUUUUCUCUUUUUUUUGGGCUGUUUCGAAGAAAAUAUUAUAAAAACGUCCAAAUCUGUUUUCGUCUCCUAUUCUGAAAUUCAAAUUUUGUCGAAAAUAUUUUAAAAUUCGUCCAAAAUAUUGAGAAAAUCUCCCAAAAUUCUUCAAAAAAUGAAUUUGGAUUCAUGACAAAAGCCUACCUUUUCUUUACAGAGUGACUUUCAAAACAAAUUUUAAAUAGAAAGGAUUGUAUGGUUUUGAUUUGAUUUUUUUCAAAAUUUAUUUCCGUAGUUCAAUUGAAAUAAAUUGUGCAAAUAAAUUUACAACACAAAACACAGAAAA
Molecule: messenger RNA, 2281 nt
Organism: Sitodiplosis mosellana (orange wheat blossom midge)
Lineage: Eukaryota; Metazoa; Arthropoda; Insecta; Diptera; Cecidomyiidae
Exons: 3
Coding region: 428-1723 (431 amino acids)
Source: RefSeq, a predicted model, not a curated record